GCGGCCGUUGCCGUGAGGCGCGCGGGCCGGAGCGGCGCGGGGGCUGCGGCCGUGCGGAGCCCCGUGUGCGGGGGGGCGGGGGAGGUGUGGGCGCGAGGGGGCCCCGGGCCGAUGGCAGCCGGCACAGCCCCACGGCUGAAGCGGCUGCUUACAAAGGCAGGGCGGCCGUGUGCGCUGCGGGAGCCCGAAAUGGACUGUGAGGGGCCCAACCGGGCCAGCCCGGGCCGGCAGGCUGCAGCGCGGCCGGGUGAGGCUCAGAGCUGGCAGGCCUCUGCCCCCUCCGCUGAGGGUUCGUGCGGCGGAGCUUCUGCCCGGAGGGGCCACAUCCGGCACGGCAGGAUUCGGCUGGUUAGUGUGCGAGGCCGGGAAAGCUCGCAGGCUGGGGCUCCGGGGCAGGCGGAGGAUGUCACAGCGCGGCUGACAUCACCGGGCUGCUGGAAGCUGGGUGCUGUCACAGUGCGUUUCCGUGACGACGACGGGCCCUCCCCAAGGAGCCGAGGGGAGCUUUGCUGCUCUGUUUGUUACCCGGCGCAGCCUGUCGCGGGGGGGCUGGGCAGACAGUCUUGCCAAAGAGGCCUGUGGUCCAGCACAACUGAGAGCACAAUCCUUUUGUUUCUCCUCGAACCCUGGCCAGGCUGUGGGGAGAAAAGCAAGAGGAGAAAGAGGGCACCGGGUGUUGGUGUUCCCCCGGACUGCCACGUGGAUCGGUUCAUUCAGUGGCAUCAAGGCUGGACCUGCUUGCAGCGGCUUUGGACACCUCGCCCACGGGAUGGAUGCAUUGCUGUACAACUCCCCAGUGGCCGGGAGAGCUUCUCCAGAUGCUCAUUGCCAACGGGGCUCCCCCAGAUUGUGGCGAUCUGGGAUGCUGUGUCUGAUUACAUCCUGGAACAGAUGAAGCUGGACAAGGGAGUCCUGGUCCCGGGACUCGGGCUCUUUGCUGCGGUCCGAGAGCAAUUCCACAGCAAAGAAGUGGCGGUGUCGGUCCGAAGACCUGUCUUCCAGCUGGACAUCGGGGUGCUGUGGCUGCAGGACCUCCAGUCGCCCACCGACAUCAUCCCCGACGAUGUCAAGAUUGAGCGGCUGAACUACCGGCAGCUCUCGCGAGCCACCGGCAUCUCGCUGCACGUGGUGCAGCGCUGCGUGCGAGAGACCGUCCUCUUGUACUGUCACCUCCUGAGGAACAAGGCGCACGUCUCAUUCGCCUUCAAGAACAUCGGCGUUAUGACGUACGAGGACGACUUCCUCUGCAUGAGGUUCUUGUCCAGCUGCAUUACAACGCUGGAGAGCAAUGCCAGCCUGACUGCACUGCUCCACACUGUAAGUUUGAGGAGGUUUUGAGGGUGCGCCAUCAGAUCACCGCUGGCCAGCCUGGAUGUGGCAGGCCAGUCAAAUGCCUUUCCCCACGCUUGCCCCCUCCGCUUUCUCCACUGGCACAGAGAUUUCCUGG
Messenger RNA from Gallus gallus (chicken), 1447 nucleotides. Its product is annotated as coiled-coil domain-containing protein 81-like. Lineage: Eukaryota; Metazoa; Chordata; Aves; Galliformes; Phasianidae. The transcript has 4 exons. Gene Ontology annotation, cellular component: centrosome. The record is from RefSeq and is a predicted model, not a curated record. The coding region runs from base 112 to 1338 and encodes 408 amino acids.